CGCGUAUAUUUCCACUUCCGAAACGAUUGAUCUUGGACUGAGUUUUGCUUUCGGCUGGAUAUUCGCUCUAGAUUUUUUUAUUAUUAUUAUGUUCGUUCGGCGUCCAAAAUCAGUCACUCGGGUGGUAGGUACAUGAUCCACUGCGUAAUAGCAAUGGCACCGUGAUAGGUAAACGAGGUACGGUGGACAGAAACUGUGGUCUUCUCUUCGGUCGUUGCAUCCGCUCUGGGACGACGACGCUGUUGCUCCAAAAGGACUUCAACUACCACACGCGGAUAUCCAGCAUACGAGAUCGAGAUUCCGUUCUGUUCAAGGAAACGCGUGCGGUGGAUAGUAUUUUCGGUAUAUAAACUCAUGUGAGAUGUCAUGACGCUGUCAUUCGCUUAGGGUUUCAACUUGUGACACAUCACGACUGGACUGUUUAUUCAAUGGCGUUCAAAUUCAUCCCUCUGUUUGCCUUGUUGGCAGCUGUAUCAGCUCAAUACCAUUCAGGAUUCCACGCACAAACCCCCAUAUAUCAUCAGCAACCUCUGGCAAAAGGAUUUGUUCAACCUGCCGUUGUGAAAACCGUUGCCCAACCUGCAUAUCUGAAGACUGUUGUGGCUCAACCAACGUACGUGAAGACAGUUGCCCAGCCGACCUAUGUUAAAGCCGUUGCCCAGCCGACUUAUGUGAAAACCGUUGCACAACCCACCUACGUUAAGCAAGUCGAAGAGUACGCUCCUCCUCACUACGAAUUCUCCUACUCGGUGCAUGAUGAGCAUACCGGAGAUAUCAAGAGCCAACAUGAAACCCGCCAUGAAGAUAAGGUACAGGGACAGUACACCCUGCUUGAUGCCGAUGGCCAUCACCGCGUUGUAGACUAUACCGCCGAUGACCACAACGGAUUCAACGCCGUCGUACGCCGUGAGCCCAUCGGUGUUAAGGUUGCCCAGCCGGUGACCAAAGUGCUCGCCCAGCCUGUGCACAAAGUUGUGGCUCAGCCAGCUUACUACUCCAGCCAUUACUGAGAGAGAAAUGAGAAAAUUAUCCGCCAUUCGCUUAGUCAUUCGCCGAUCAUCACAUCCUCUAGGGUAGGUAGUUAAAUUUUCGAAAAUACAUUUUGUUGAUCAAGUUA
Molecule: messenger RNA, 1117 nt
Organism: Aedes albopictus (Asian tiger mosquito)
Lineage: Eukaryota; Metazoa; Arthropoda; Insecta; Diptera; Culicidae
Product: cuticle protein 7-like
Exons: 2
Coding region: 429-1010 (193 amino acids)
Cellular component (GO): extracellular matrix
Source: RefSeq, a predicted model, not a curated record